Molecule: messenger RNA, 1732 nt
Organism: Gastrolobium bilobum
Lineage: Eukaryota; Viridiplantae; Streptophyta; Magnoliopsida; Fabales; Fabaceae
Product: aldehyde oxidase GLOX
Exons: 1
Coding region: 1-1677 (558 amino acids)
Source: RefSeq, a predicted model, not a curated record
AUGAGCACUGUCAUGAGUAUCCUGAUUCUCUUUAUACUAUCUUCAUUGCCAUAUUUUCAAGUCGCAGCGGUAGUAGCUCAGACUCUGUCAUCAUCACCCUUUGGCUAUCAAGGAGAAUGGAAUCUCUUGCAAACAAGCAUUGGCAUCUCAGCUAUGCACAUGCAACUUCUACAUAAUGACAAAAUCGUCAUGUUUGACCGAACCGAUUUUGGACCCUCAAAACUCCCUCUUUCAAAUGGCCGUUGUCGAAUGGACCCACAAGAUACUGCCCUUAAAAUUGAUUGCACUGCUCACUCUCUGUUAUAUGACAUACACACAAACACGUUCCGACCGUUAAUGGUACAAACAGACACUUGGUGUUCCUCAGGUUCUGUUCUCCCUAACGGUACCCUGGUACAAACUGGUGGUUACAACGACGGUGACCAUCGCAUUCGCAUGUUUACCCCAUGCUUCGACCAAAACUGUGAUUGGGUUGAAUUCCCAAGUUACUUAUCCCAAAGAAGAUGGUAUGCAACUAAUCAAUUACUACCAGAUGGUAGAAUCAUUAUUGUUGGAGGGAGAAGACAAUUCAGUUAUGAAUUCUAUCCUAGAAGUCCCAAUAAGAAUAAUCCUCCCUCACCUAUUCAUCUUAGCUUUCUCCAAGAAACUACUGAUCGAUACGAAAACAACUUGUACCCUUUUGUUCACCUUUUACCUGAUGGGAACCUAUUCAUUUUCGCAAAUACACGUUCCGUGUUAUUUGACUAUAAACAAAACCGUGUUGUCAAAGAGUUUCCUCCUAUCCCAGGUGGCGAUCCUCGUAACUAUCCAAGCUCAGGCUCAUCAGUUCUUCUCCCACUAGACGAAAACAAAGGCUCUAAUAUCGAAGCUGAAAUCAUGGUCUGUGGAGGAGCGCCACGUGGCUCAUUUGCGGGUACCUUAAAGGGAAACUUCAUGCAAACCCUUAACAACUGUGGACGCCUUAAAGUAACUGACGCAAACCCUAAUUGGGUGAUGGAGAAAAUGCCAUUGCCAAGAGCAAUGGGAGACAUGCUAAUUCUCCCUAACGGCGAGGUUAUUAUAAUUAACGGCGUAGGGUUAGGCACAGCCGGGUGGGAGCGCGGCCGUCAACCGGUGCUGACGCCGGUUAUAUUCCGGCCAUCUGAGAUGGACUCACGGUUGCGGUUUCGUGUGAUGUUACCUGCUUCGAGACCUAGGCUUUAUCAUUCCUCAGCAGUGUUGUUAAGAGAUGGAAGAGUCUUAGUUGGUGGUAGCAACCCACAUAUAUAUUACAAUUUCACUGGGGUUUUGUACGCUACUGAUCUUAGCUUGGAAGCUUUUUCUCCACCGUAUUUAUCAUCUUUGCUUGAUCCGGUUCGGCCAACUAUUAGGUACAUCACAAGCUAUGUUUUUGAGUACAGGGUCUUCUAUUAUGUCACUUUCACGGUAACCAAGUAUGCUUCGGCUAGUGAAGUAUCGGUUAGGCUCGUGUCACCAUCGUUUACGACGCACUCUUUAGGUAUGAAUCAGAGAAUGGUGGUGUUGAAGUUGACUGCGGUUACGCAUGUGACCGGAGAGACUUAUUAUGCUACCGUGGUGGGACCAUCGACUCCGGAGAUUGCACCGCCGGGGUAUUACAUGUUAUUUGUGGUGCAUGCAGGUAUACCAAGUUCUGGUUCAUGGGUGCAAGUGUUGUAAUUAUAAUGUAUCAGAAAACAUGGCGUAGUUGCACUUUCGUUGAAAUGUUGUUAAU